This is a messenger RNA of Lepidothrix coronata (blue-crowned manakin), 752 nucleotides long. RefSeq names its product codanin-1-like. Bases 19 to 657 code for a protein of 212 amino acids. Gene Ontology annotation, biological process: chromatin organization. The transcript has 4 exons. NCBI's taxonomy places the organism in Eukaryota, Metazoa, Chordata, Aves, Passeriformes, Pipridae. The record is from RefSeq and is a predicted model, not a curated record. Gene Ontology annotation, cellular component: nucleus.
UCUUUCUGUCUCCUAAAGAUGUGUAAAGGUCCUAUUGGUGGUGGCGCAAACUGGGGAGACACACCAGACCAGGAUGUCCUUAAUAUGCUGGGUUCUGACAAUCUGAGCCGUCUGAAGAGGCUGCAGGAAAGAUUUGUUGUUCCUCAGAGCAUCAGAGGACCUUGUCCACCCCCUUCAUUCCCGGGGUGCCAGCAAUUCUUCAGGGACUUCAUCCUCAGCGCCGGAAGUUACCAGUUCAAUCAGCACCUGAUGGAUAGUCUGUGCCUGAAGAUACUUGAACUGAAUGGCCUUACUCUGGUGGAGCAUGAGCACAGUGAUGGGGAAGCAGAUAUGGAUGAACAGGAUGAAAAGAAGCGCUUCACUGUGGUCCUGUUAAGUCUGCGACUCCUCGCCAAGUUCCUGGGGUUUCUUGUUUUCUUGCCAUAUCGCACUGUGGAGCAGCCAACUAGAGACUUGCAAGAUUCUGCAUUAGCAUUAAGAAACCAAACCCUGCCUAUACUGGAUAUAUUGAAGCUUCUGAGACAGUCUGUUCGGGAUCAACGUUCUAUCCUUACUAUUCCUUGGAUUGUGGAGUACCUUUCUCUUGUGGAUCAUAUUGCUCCUUUCCUGGAUUACUACAGGAAAGUAUUUGGUCUCUUGCUGCAGGUAUACAGGUAGGAGACUGGGAAAAUAUAUAUAUUAAAAACUUUGCUGUGAAUAUUUGAUUAUAUAGUUGAGGUACUUGAUGUUUGAGAAUGCAUGCUGGCACUAGU